Molecule: messenger RNA, 1678 nt
Organism: Talaromyces proteolyticus
Lineage: Eukaryota; Fungi; Ascomycota; Eurotiomycetes; Eurotiales; Trichocomaceae
Exons: 2
Coding region: 305-1561 (418 amino acids)
Source: RefSeq, a predicted model, not a curated record
CUACAACAUCUAGCAGGGAGCUUCUACUUCUCUUCACUAAAUGGCUGAGAUAUGGGUUCGCGGCCUCUUCCCACCAUUUGUUCUGUCUGUUCGGCCCAGUGGAAGAAACGGCCAAUGACUGUGAAAUAUCCCCGUGUUGUCAACCACCAUAAAGACAGCAAUAGUGCCGGCGUUGUGACCGCAGCCGCCGUAGCAAAUGACCCUGCAAACGACCUUGGGAAUGGCCUCGAACGAGGCAGCAGCUCUCAAACACUUCUGGUAAUUGCUAAAUUUAUGCAAAUACUCCGCAACGUAAGCCGAAUAUAUGCUUCGUUUACUCGCUGACUUGUACAUACAGGUCAAGCGUCAAAAAGACAAAUGGCUUUAUAACGGUUGCGUAAAUCUUCUCCGAAGCAUCCGCUAUGAGAGCCUUGCAAGUGGCAAUACUAUACGGACUCCAGCUAAAGUCACGAGCAGUGCUGGUUAUGAGUUCCUCUGUAGCUACAAUUGGGUUGGUUCUCAAGAGCCUCGUAUCUAUGUACCUGGUAGUCCACGGGAGCUUGAUUUAAAGCAAGAGGAACUCCCUUUCACGGUACCGGUCGAUGCAGGUCAAUCCUUUAUAGACCAGAAUGCUUAUAAAUCAAGAAAGCAUCAGUUCGAGCCAUUAUUCUUGGCCCUUGAUAUCAUGAAGCCAGAUUUCAAGUUUAAUGAUGUCGACCUGGUAGCAGAUCGCACAUCUCUGCGUCGACUAAUGAAAUUCGCGGCUGGGAAGCUUGGCGACAUAUUUCGCGUUGAUCUUCGAGUAGUGCAAAAUACCUUAUUUAUGAACCGUCGCGAGCGGAAGUCGCUGACUUGGGCGAGCAACAAUAAAUCCCACCAUAGCUAUGGAUUUGGCUUUGAGGCCGCGGUAACGCGCCCUCUACCUGGUUUGGAGGAUAGUUCCAGUCAUCAUCGUAUUAUACAGUACCAGAUGGGGGGGUUGAAGUGCGUGGUUCGAUACGAAGUUGAUGUGCAAUUAAACGAUGAUAAUGGAAAAAUCGAAACAGAAGUGAACUACACACCGCAUUCGUCAGAUAGCUUGAAAAAUGCCCCAAGCGAAGACAACAAUGGUCAACGGCAAGGAGAUUUUCGGGAUCGUAUCCAAGUCAUUCAACGUGGUAAACAUAAUCCGUCUGCGAAAAUUGCCGAAAUAAAAAGCCAACCUCUGGGGAAGAGCUCUAGACGGUUUUUAGCAUAUACGCCUCAACUCUGGUUUGGACGCACUCCUAACUUGAUAUAUGGGGAGCACAAGAAUGGAAAUUUUGAAACUGUGCGAGUCGCUGACUUCACGGAAAAACUGAUCAGGUGGGAGACUGAAAACCAACAGGCUCUUCAAAAAUUGACUCUCCUGGUUACCCAGUUAAGAUACAUAGCUUCCACGAAUCGAUGGGGCUGUAUCGCUGUACAUUCUACGGAGAACCCUGGGGUUUUGAACCUGUAUCGCCCAAGUAGAGAAAUCCAGCCUAUUUCUGCCAAAUUUAUUCCCGUUCAAUGGGACGGCUUUAAAUACGUGCCUAGAAACAUAAAUUCGAAAGACACGUGAAGAUUCUAGCGCCAAAGUCACACAAGAAAAGCCGAGCUCUCAUACAGAGAGGUAGCUUUAUUAGUAUGGGGCUUUCUCUCUAAUUGAGAAAGACAUAUCUUACCGUUACCAUUACGC